Molecule: messenger RNA, 1353 nt
Organism: Ctenopharyngodon idella (grass carp)
Lineage: Eukaryota; Metazoa; Chordata; Actinopteri; Cypriniformes; Xenocyprididae
Gene: uchl3
Product: ubiquitin carboxyl-terminal esterase L3 (ubiquitin thiolesterase)
Exons: 8
Coding region: 141-854 (237 amino acids)
Biological process (GO): protein deubiquitination; ubiquitin-dependent protein catabolic process
Cellular component (GO): cytoplasm
Molecular function (GO): cysteine-type deubiquitinase activity
Source: RefSeq, a predicted model, not a curated record
CUUCCUCCCCAGCUGUCAAAGAGUCCACACCAUUAGUGGUGGUAGCAAUAUCAUCUUUUUUAUUUAGGAUAUCAGACGGGGUUUAAUCUGAGAUGGAGGGCCAGCGCUGGUUACCACUGGAAGCUAACCCAGAGGUAUGAAUGCCUCCCCUAUCUCACGAUCCUUCGCCGUUAAUUGAAUUUUAUAUCUUACAUGGGUUCAUUUUAGCAGGAACGUUUUUAAGGCAGCUUGGCUUGGUACCCACCUGGCAGUUUGGGGAUGUGUACGGUCUGGAACCCGAAGUUCUCAGUUUGGUGCCAAGGCCUGUGUGCGCUGUACUUUUGCUCUUCCCUAUAACAGAGAAGUAUGAAACCUUUAGACAAGAGGAGGAGGCAAAAAUUAAGGCACAAGGACAAGAGGUGUCCUCAGAUGUCUACUUCAUGAAACAAACCAUCGGCAAUGCUUGUGGUACAAUAGGGCUGAUUCAUGCUGUGGCAAACAAUCAAAGGCAUCUGGAGUUUGAGCCCAAUUCACCACUUAAGGCAUUUUUACUGCAGUCUGCAAAGAUGAGCCCAGAAGAAAAGGCAACUUUCCUUGAAAAAGAUGAGAGUAUCCGAGUAACACAUGAGUCAAGCGCUCAGGAAGGACAAACAGAGGCUCCAAGUUUAGAUGAAAAAGUGGAUUUGCAUUUUAUUGCCUUUGUAAAUGUUGAGGGACAUUUAUAUGAACUGGAUGGACGUAAACCUUUUCCAAUUGUUCAUGGGAAAACCACAGAGGACACAUUUCUUGAGGAUUCUGCAGAGGUCUGCAAGAAGUUCAUGGCACGUGAUCCCCAGGAGCUCCGCUUCACUGUCGUGGCUCUUUCCAAAGCAUAAAUGUUCUAAUUUUACCUGAAAGAAAAACUGCCAAUUGUUCAGAAGUGCUGAAUACUUUAUUGUAUAAAUGCUAAAGGUUUAAAGGUUCAGUUUUGACUGCUUGAAAUUAAAGUUUGUUGAAAGUUUUGACCACAAGGCAAAUGAGAAGCAAAUUAAAAUUAGCCAAUAUCAAAAAUUGUACAUGCAUAAUUUUGUAUCUGAAAGUUGACACAAUCUGACUGAACUACUUUUUUGUGUUCAUUCCUUUAAAAUGAUAUGAAAUGUAUUCUGUGUUAAUGAUACUAAUUGACCUAAUGGUAUUUUUCUGCCAGAAAAGAAGCCAUUUAAAAUAAAAGUUCUCAUGAUGAAUAUUUACACACAAAAUGUGCUGUUCUCACAGAAGUGUUACACCGAUGCCAAUGUUUCAUUACAUAUGGUGUCCUACUUCUAAAUACUGUUUUCUCAAGAAUACAGAAAAAAUUCAGUUAAGACUAAAACAAUAAAGAACAAAUGUCCAAUG